Molecule: messenger RNA, 15045 nt
Organism: Myripristis murdjan (pinecone soldierfish)
Lineage: Eukaryota; Metazoa; Chordata; Actinopteri; Holocentriformes; Holocentridae
Gene: sacs
Product: sacsin molecular chaperone
Exons: 7
Coding region: 222-13517 (4431 amino acids)
Molecular function (GO): Hsp70 protein binding
Source: RefSeq, a predicted model, not a curated record
UAUCUCUCACACUCGAGGGAAGAGGCCUUAAAGGGGGAGGGAGAUUUGGACAGACUACACCGCCGCUGGUGGACUUUCUGAAAGACAUUCUGAGGCGGUAUCCUGAAGGUGGACAGAUACUGAAAGAGCUGAUUCAAAAUGCUGAGGAUGCUGGAGCCACAGAGGUCAAGUUCUUGUACGAUGAGACAGAGUAUGGAGUGGAGUCACUGUGGUCACAUGACAUGGCUCAGUAUCAAGGUACAGCACUGUAUGUCUAUAAUGAUGCUGUGUUCACGGCUGAAGACUGGAAUGGAAUUCAGGAGAUUGCAAGGAGCAGGAAGAGAGAAGAUCCUUUGAAAGUUGGGCGAUUUGGUAUUGGCUUCAACUCUGUUUACCAUAUUACAGAUGUUCCCAGUAUCUUCAGUGGAGACCAGAUUGGCAUGCUGGACCCACAUCAGACCCUGUUUGGAGUCCAUGAGUCAGGCCAGUGUUGGAAUUUGAAGACAGAUGCUAAAGAGAUCACAGAACUCACAGAUCAGUUUGCCCCUUACUUUGGGAUUUUUGGGAGCUCUGAGAAAACCAUUAAGGAUGGCAGCUUUCCUGGAACACUGUUCCGCUUCCCACUGCGCAUGAAACCCUCACAGCUUAGCGUCAACAUUUACAACAAAGAAAAGGUCUUGGAGCUCUUUGAGUCCUUCAAGGCUGAUGCAGACACGGUGCUUCUCUUCCUAAAGAGCGUUCAGAAGGUCUCCCUGCAUGUUCGCGAGUCUGAUGGUACAGAACGCAUGCUUUUUCAAGUUACAGCAACAGAGAAUACCGAUGGUAAGCUAGAAAGACCCGAAUCACUGAAAACUCUUGGCCAGGCUAUAGACAGUUACAGUAAUGGUGUGCCCAGCUCCACCAUCACAUGUGUCACUUACCAGGUCAAUAUCGAGACCCAGGAUGAAACAGCUAAAGAGACUCAGAGGACGGCUUGGCUGGUAUGUAACGGCGUGGGGGGCAGAGGAAUAUGCCCUGAGCUGGACUCUCUGGCAGACGACCUCAAGUUCAUCCCCACCAUUGGCAUUGCCCUGCCUCUUACCCUCAUCAACAGAGAAGACAAAGGUGCCACAUCUGGUUUCUCAGGUCGAGCUUUCUGCUUCCUUCCUCUUCCCCCUGGGGAGGAAAGUGUGACGGGGCUUCCAGUGCACAUCAGUGGCUUCUUUGGCCUCACUGACAACCGCAGGAGUAUUAAGUGGCGAGAGGUGGACCAGUGGAGGGAUCCAGCCGCCUUGUGGAAUGAGCUGCUCAUCAUCACUGUCAUUCCCAGGGCGUACUUGACUCUCAUCACUGAAGUAAUCACAAGGGUACAGACAAAAAAGGACCAAGACUUCCCACUGCCCCCUAGAGGGACCUAUGGGGCCUGGCCAGACCCACACCAGGUCAAACCCCGGUGGAAACCCAUCCUUCAGCCGCUGUUUCAUGACUUGCUGCAGCAGAAGGUCAUCUAUUCUCUUACUGAGAGCUGGAUCCGGGUGGACGAAGCCGUGUUCUCAGAGCUAGACACAGAUGUGGACAUUUCAGAGACUAUAAUCAACUACCUCCAAAGCUCAGGAAUGCAGGUGGCCAAGGUGCCUGCUGCUGUGGACUCUGUCUUGGCUGCCUACAUCACAGAGCAGACUGAAGUGAAGAAGGUGACCCCAACUUUGGUGCGGCAGGUGAUCAGGAAGUCUAAACACAAAGGUCCCUCCCAAGAGAAGCUGCUGUUGCUGGAGUUUGCACUAAGUGAUGCCUGUUACAGUGACCUGAUAGGACUGGAGCUCCUACCACUGCAAGAUGAGACGUUUGUAGCGUUUUCAUCCUCUGUUAGUGAGAAGGAUGCCAUUUAUAUUGCAUCUGAAGAGUAUCCCAGGUCUCUGUACCCAGGACUUGAGGGCCGCUUCAUACUGGAGAGCAUUAAAGCUUCAGUAAUGAACAGUCUGAGGAAUGCAGCCAAAAGCAGAGGAAGACCGUGCACUCAGGUACAAGUGCUCACCCCUGAACGAUCAGCUCGACUCAUCAAAGAGAUCCUAUCAACAGCCUGGCCAACCAGAGAUUUCACUGUCCAGUGGGAGCCUGGAAACAAAGAGAAGAAGCAUCCUACACUUUCUUGGCUAAAGAUGGUUUGGAAGCAUCUUUAUAUUAAUUUUGCUGAUGACUUAAGUACCUUUGAUGACAUGCCUUUGAUCCCACUUGUGCCACUUGAGGAAAGCAAGGACAAAGUUGAGCUUGCACGUCUCAAAACUCCAUCCCCCAUUAUUCUUUUAAAUGAGGAAGAGGCCCCGCUUUCUGAAAACCUUCCUGAAAUCAUGAAGAAGCUAGGAGCAGUACUAGUGAAAAAGAUGGAUUCCUGUUUGCAACACCCUCUUCUGAAGAAGUACAUUCAUCCAUCCUCUCCUAGUAUGCUGCUGCAAAUUAUGGAUAGAUCAUCAAUACAGCGAAUAUCCAGCCAAGUCUCUUCUUUCUCAGUCAAAGAGAAGAUUGCACUCAGAGACUUUCUUGCAGGGCUGUCUGAUAUUACAGAUAAGGAGAAGUGCAUCCUAUUGGAGCUUAGCAUUUUUGAGAAAGUAGGGCCCUGCCCUGAGAAAGGCACCCCGACGUUUACAUCAUUGAGAGGUGCCAGAGCUUUACAUCACACAGCCAAGUAUCCACAAGAUGUGAAGUUAUCCAUCAAUCUUGUGGGUUGUAAUGAUGAGGCAUCAAUCCGCCUCAUUAAGAUGCUAAAUGUAGAACAGGUGAAAACAACAGAAUGUUUGAAGCUGGUUAUUCAGGAUAUUGAGAAGGGUUUCUACACAAAAGACGAGAUAAACAAAAUCAUGCUGUGGGCACUGAAACAUCUGUCAUUUCUAAAGAAUGAAAACUCAUCUGUGAUCGGAUGGCUUUCUUCUCUGAAAUUCAUUCAUUUGCCCUCUGGAAAGUCUGUCACAGCCUCAGACCUCUUUGAUCCUGAGCUGGAGGUUCUACAGGAUCUCUUCUAUAUGGAAGAGAAAAACAGGUUCCCCACAAGUACAUUCACAUCAUCGCCUGAUAUUCUCCAUUCACUCAGGCAGCUGGGGCUAAGAAAUGAAGUGCAGCUCAGUGAGAAAGAUGUACUUCUAAUUGCAAAGAAGAUAGAAGAAUUACAAAGCAGUAAAGAGCCUGAAUGGGACUCUAUAGUGAAAAAGGCAAAGACACUAUUGCAAAUACUUAACAGACAAACCAAGUUAAUCAAGUCUGCUGAUGCUCAAGUAUCAUUGCUAAAGCUGAAAUGGGUGCCUGUAUGCAAAGAAAGGCCUCUAAACUACCCCAAAUCUCUAGCUUGGAUGGGAGACGCUAUCAACAUCUGUGCUCUGUCUGAGAUGUGCGAUAUAUCUCAUGCAGUGCUUGUAGGAUCUUCAGUAGCACUUGUUGAGCGCACGUCUGCAGGUAUGAAGAAGGCACUGAAGCUAACUACAGAGCCACAGGUGGAUCAAGUGUUACAGCACCUGAAAGCAGUGAAUGACUGGCAUAAGUCUCAAGCAUUCUCCACAGAGGAUUGGUAUCAGUUCCAACAGAUCCUUUUUGAGAUUUACGGCUUCAUGCAAGCUCAUCUUGAAGAUGCAAGAGAGGCAAUGAAGUCAUUGCCUUUUGAUUGGGUGUGGACAGGAAAGACAUUCUCAUCACCUGGCCAAACGGUCCUAAAGCCUAUCCCUGACCUAGAUUUGCAACCUUACUUGUACUCCCUACCAAAGACCAUUAGAAAGUUUCACAAACUUUUCAAGUUUUGUGGCUCAGUUGAGGAGGUUGUCCCUAGCCACGUGUUUGAGGUCAUCAACACUAUCCAGCAAAGGUGUGAAGAGGAUAUGACCAAAGAGGAAAGCAAGCAUGAUCUUCUGCUUUUGAUCAACAUCCUGAGAUGGCUGUAUAACAGUCAGAUAGCUGUAGAUAUUAACAUGCAUGUGCCCAUCCUUUGUUACAAGGACCCAAGUAAACUGGCUAUGAAGCCCAUUCAUGAAUGCACUUACUGUGAUAUCAAAGUAGAUGAUUUGAAUGACCUGCUAGAAGAUGCAUCAGAGCCAAUUAUAUUAGUCCAUGAUGACAUCCCUAUGAAAACUGCAGAGUGGCUUAAAGUGCCAUGUCUCAGCACAAGACUAAUAAAUCCAGAGAAUCUCGGAUUUGAACAGUCGGGCCAACGAGAACCCCUAACAGUGAGAAUAAAGAACAUUCUGGAGGAAUAUCCAUCAGUAUCAGAUGUAUUUAAAGAGCUUCUCCAGAAUGCUGAUGAUGCAAAUGCAACAGAGUGCAGUUUCCUCAUUGACAUGCGAAAAAACACUGACAUUAGAGAGAACCUGCUUGACCCUGGCAUGAUCAUUUGCCAUGGCCCCUCCUUGUGGUCUUUCAACAACUCUGUGUUCUCAGAUACAGAUUUUCUAAACAUCACAAGGUUAGGUGGAUCAAUGAAGAGAUGUGAAGCAGACAAAGUUGGCAAGUUUGGCUUGGGUUUCAACUCAGUUUAUCACAUCACUGAUAUCCCCAUCAUAAUGAGCAGAGAGUUCAUGAUCAUGUUUGAUCCAAACAUCAAUCACAUCAGCAAGCACAUUAGAGACAGAUCUAAUCCAGGGAUCAAAAUCAAUUGGAGCAAACAACAGAAAAGGUUGAGAAAAUUCCCUAACCAGUUCAAACCUUUCAUUAAUGUCUUUAACUGCCAACUUCCUCUAGCUCAGCAAUCUCCAUACAAAUACAAUGGCACACUGUUUAGACUCCCAUUCAGAACAGAACAGGAAGCCUCAGUGAGUGAAAUCAGCAGCAUCUAUUACAACACGACAGACAUCUACUCCCUCGUUGAUGAGUUCAGCAUUUGUGGCCAUCGGCUUAUUUUGUUCACACAGCACGUUGGAAGUAUGGUCUUGAAGUACCUGAAAUAUGAAGAGCCAAACCCAGCUGCAGCCCAAGAUGUUGUUACCAUAAACAAAAGUGUGUGGUCAUCCAAAGCCUCAUAUGGACCUCUAAGCAUCCUGAAAUCUGCAGCAAAAGUUAUGAAGAAGGUAGCGAGCACCAGCAGGGUACCUGCUGAUGUUCCCAAAUCUGGUUGCAUUAUCCGCAUAAUUGUGGAGGAGUUUCACAAUGUGUUCAAACGCAUUGUUGAUCUUCACUCCCCAUUGUUCAGAGGUUCAGAGGAAGAUCCUAACCAGUAUUUUGAGAUGGCUGCUAAAGGUGUUCAAACAAGAAGACUCACAGAUGAAAUGCCCCAAAAGGCAGUUGAGGUCACCAACUGGCUUAUUUGCUCAUGUAUGGAUGCAAAUGAGGCCCUCAAAUUUUCCCUUGGUGAGAGUGGAAAAAGGCUUGGAUUAGUGCCUUGUGGAGGAGUGGCUGUUCUGCUUUCAGAGGAAGAAAAUCGUAAAUGGACAGUAAAGGCAAAUACCAUGCCAAUAGGAGAGGUCUUUUGCUACUUACCCCUCCGAAUCAAAACCGGCCUACCUGUCCAUAUCAAUGGCUGCUUUGCUGUGACUUCAAACCGCAAAGAGAUCUGGAAGACAGACACCAAAGGGCACUGGAAUUCAAUAUUCAUGAGACAUGUUAUUGUCCAGGCAUAUUUAGCAGCACUCAGCAUGCUUCGUUCCAUGGCUGAAAGUGGAGAACUGCUUGACUACAGCUAUUACGCAGCAUGGCCUGAUCCAAGUCUGGUGCAUGAUGACUUCACAUUGAUUAGCCAGGGGCUUUACCAAGAAAUAGCCAAAGGAGGUGACAGUGACCAUUCAAAGGUUUUUUCAGAUGGGAAAACCUGGGUGUCAAUUAAAUAUGUACGAUUUCUUGAUGACACUUUACUUUGUAGGCCAGACAUUGGUCCUGCUGCUUUCAAGAUAUUCUUGAAAUACCUCAAAAAGAGUGAAUCACACAACCUCUGUGCUGUUGAGCUGCCUGACUGGGUGAAGGAAGGAUUUGAUGAUGCUGGAUGUAAAGGGAAGUUGAUGGAAAACACACUGACAGAGAAGCAGUUCUUCUCAGAUGUCUUUUUCCCCCAUAUCCAGGAAAUUGACAAAGAGCUUCGGGACCCCCUGAUGCAUUAUGUCUUGAAUGAAAAACUGGAAGAAUUUGCAUCGAUCCUCAGAGUUACACCUUGCAUCCCAUGCUCUGGCCCCAGUGAGCAGCUGGUUUUACCUUCCAGGCUCAUCCAUCCUGAGGGAAGAGUUGCUAAACUUUAUAACCCUGAUGAUGGGAGAUUUCCUGAAGGAACUUCAAAGGACUACCUAAAUCCUGUGUGUUUGGUUAAACUAGUUCAGUUGGGCAUGGUGAAGGAUGAUCUCUCAUGGGAGGACCUGAUUGAGCGUGCUGAAUCUGUAAUUAAUCUAAAUGAAAAUGAUCAUACUGCUGCAUGCUUUCGUAGCAGUAUACUACUUAGUCUCAUUGAUGAGAAACUGAAAAUGAGAGACUCAGGAACAGUUGACCUCUUUGAAAAACUGCAGGGCAUCAAAUUCCUUCCAUUUCUAACAAGACCUGCAGGGUUUUCACUACCAUGGCAUGGGAAUAACUUUUCCCCUAGCACCAUGUUCUCAGCUAGAGAACUCUUCACAACUGAACAUCAGGACACUGUGUGUCUGAUGAAGCCAAUCCUGAAUGAGAACUCCCCAUCUUUCAAAGGCUGUGGUCCAAUCUCACUGGCUGUGAAAGACUGUCUUGGACUAAUAAGGAAGCCCACAGUUGAACUGGUCAUCAGUCAGCUCAAAGAACUCUCUAAAUCAUUUGAUGGUGUCACGUUGUAUCAGGAAAACAUAACAAAUGCCUGUUAUAAAUAUCUACAUGAGGAGAUGCUACAGGAUGAUAGUGCAAAGGGGACAAUAAUGGAGGAACUGAAAGCUUUUAACUCUGUUCUUGUGGAGAACACAUAUGUUAAUCCCUCCACAGUUGCAUUCCACCUGAAUUUUGAUGCAGCUCCAUAUCUUUAUCAGCUUCCUAACAAGUACAGAAACAGUUGCCGUGAGCUCUUUGAGAAUGUUGGAGUACAGUCAAGCUUCACAGUUGAUGGAUUUUCAGCUGUUCUUGAAACUGUGAAGGAAGAGUGUGGGCGAAGGGCACUCACUGAGGAGAACUUCCAGCUCUCUCGCAGAAUUAUUAGUGAAGGAAUAUGGAGCCUGAUCCGAGACAAAGACCAAGAAUACUGCCGAGCAAAUUAUGGAGAGAUUCUUUUACCUGACUCCAAUCUGACAUUGCAGCCAUCAAAAUCACUGUGCUACAAUGACUGUCCUUGGAUUAAAGUCAAAGACUCUUCUGUGAAAUACUGUCAUGGGGAUAUUCCAAGAGAAGUUGCUGUGAAAUUAGGUGCAGUCCCCAAACGUCACAAAGCCUUGGAGAGGUAUGCUUCAAAUGUCUGCUUUACUACACUUGGGAGUGAGUUUGGACAGAAAGAAAAACUCACAAGCAGGAUUAAAAGUAUUCUCAAUGCUUAUCCAUCAGAGAAGGAGAUGCUAAAAGAGCUGCUUCAAAAUGCAGAUGAUGCCAAAGCCACUGAAAUUUACUUUGUUUUUGAUUCAAGAACCCACCCCACAGACAGAAUAUUUGAUGAUAAAUGGAUUCCAAUGCAAGGCCCCUCACUCUGUGUAUACAACAAUCAGCCUUUCACAGAGGAUGAUAUCAGAGGAAUACAGAACCUUGGAAGAGGAACAAAAGAGGCCAAUCCAGGAAAAACUGGACAAUAUGGUAUAGGAUUCAACUCCGUCUACCACAUCACUGACUGCCCCUCCUUCAUUUCAAACAAUGACAUUCUCUGCAUCUUUGAUCCACAUGCUCAGUAUGCACCUGGGGCAACAUCUGUGAGCCCUGGGAGGAUGUUCAGGGAUUUGGAUUCUGACUUCAGAUCUCAAUUUUCAGAUGUUCUGAAUCUUUACUUGGGGGCUCAUUUUAAGCUGGAACGCAGCACAAUGUUCAGAUUCCCAAUUCGCUCUGCAGAAAUGGCAAAGACUUCAGAAAUCAGUUCUGUCCCGGCAUCAGACAGAAUGGUGCAGAACCUUCUUGAUAAGCUAAAAACUGAUGGUGCAGAGCUUCUCAUGUUCCUCAACCACAUGGAGAAAAUAUCAAUCUGUGAAAUCGACAGCACAACAGGAGACCUCAAAGUGCUAUAUUCUGUGACUGCCAAAAUAACAGAUGGAGAUCGCCUAAAACGCAAGCAGUUUCAUGCCUCAGUCAUUGAUAGUGUGAGCAAAAAGAAGCAACUCACCGCCAUCCCAGUCCAACAGAUAACCUACACAAUGGAUAUAGAGGACACUGAUGGCAAUUUGACUACCUGGAUGAUCUGCAACCGAUCUGGCUUCCCAAACAUUGAAAAUGUCUCAAAAAGUGUGAUCUCAGCCCACAAAAAUGAAGACAUAACUCUGUUUCCACGUGGAGGAGUAGCUGCAUGUGUGAGCCACAACUACAGAAAACCUCACAGAGCUUUCUGCUUUCUGCCCCUUUCACUAGAAACUGGCUUACCUUUUCAUGUCAAUGGGCAUUUUGCCUUAGAUUCUGCUCGGAGAAAUCUGUGGAGAGAUGACAAUGGUGUAGGGGUAAGGAGUGAUUGGAACAACAACUUAAUGACAUCACUGAUAGCCCCUGCUUAUGUGGAACUGUUGGUUCAGUUAAAGCGCAGAUACUUCCCAGGUCCUGAUCCUACCAUGACUGUUCUACAGGGAACCCCAAUUCAUGUUGUUAAAGACACUUUACGGAAAUUUCUUUUCUUCUUCCCAGUAAACAGACUUGAUAUACAGCCAGACUGGUACUGCCUGGUUAAAGCAGUGUACAACUGCAUUCAUGCUGACCUUAAGCGUCUACUUCCUGUGGUCAGAGCACCACAACUUGACAGUUCAGAUAUGCACUCUGUGAUUUACAUUUCAUGGGUGAAUACAUCCACAUCAAACAAAGGCAGGGCAUUUUUUGACAAUCUGCUACAGGAUGAGCUUCAACACCUGAAAAACACUGAGUACAACAUCACCACAAGGAAAUCUGUGGCUGAAAAUGUUUAUAGGCUAAAGACCUUGCUUCUGGAUGUUGGUUUCAACCUGGUUCACAGCUGCGAUGAGACUGCAAAUCUUUACUUUUGUUUGGAAGAUGCAGGAAUUCCAGUUAGUUAUGUGACACCAGAGGUUGUCCGCAACUUUCUUCAAACCUUCUCAUCACCAGACACAUCUUGCCAAGUUGGAAAGCUCCCCUGUCGACUCCAGCAGUCAAACUAUAAGCUUUUCCACAGUUUGAAGCUUCUAGUUGACUACUGCUUCAAAGAUAUAGAGAUGGAUGAAGUCAAAAUAGAAGGUCUGCCUCUGUUGAUAACAAUGGAUAAUAUCCUUCAGGUGUUUGAUUCCAAAAAACCAAAGUUCCUCACAACACAUCAUGAGCUGAUUGGAUCAAGGAAAGAAAUGUUCAUGAAUACAUUGUACUUAAAGUACAGUGACAUACUGUUGAAGGCAGGUGUUGCAAAGAUCUUUGACAUUAGCAGCUUUGGUGAACUACUGGGCUCUGUUCUUCCAAGAGAGUACCGAACAAGGGUCCCUGUAAAGUGGAAAGACAGCAAUAUAAAUGAAUCCUGGCUGAAGAGUGCAUGGCACUUCAUCAGUGAGAAUAUUGCUGUUAAGGAGGACCAGGCAGAUAUCAGACCUAGUUUUGACACAGUUCUUGACAUUCUGAAAGACUGGGCAUUGAUACCCGGAAUCAAAUUCAUGGCAAGAGAAAAGCUAGUUGUCCCUGAGCAUGAUGUGCUUUUACCGCUAAGUUUGAUAAACGUAGCCAUCUUCCCACAAGGCCAAAAUGACAAAGUCUUUCACACCCUAAUGAAAGCAGGGUGCAUUCAGCUUGCUGUGAACAAAAUCAGUGUCAAAGAGAAUCCCAUCAUGCCUUUUCUGGCACAGCACACAGCAAACAUUGAUAAUCCAUCAAGCCUUCUGAAAGCAGUAGAAUACAUGAUUCAGACAUCAGCAUUUAAAGCAGCAAACCUGACUGACAAAGAUUGUGAGGCUCUUCUGUUGUAUUUCAGUUGCAACCUGGUUAACCUCGCACAAGAGGAUGCACAGAGCCUAAAACUCCUCCCAUGCUUUAAAGCAGUUAAUGGGAGAUAUAUCAGCAUUGCAAGUUAUGGAUCAUGCUAUGUUCUGGCAAAAAGCAUUCCCACUGCAGACAUGGAAAAAUGGGCUCACACAGCAUCCUUUGCCUUUCUUGCUGACAAUCCACAGUUGAAAGAACUGUACAGUUUCCUUGGAUGUAUGCCAAUUGAUGACUUAGAAGUCUACCUUAAACAUCUGCUGCCAAAGUUUGAAAGCCUUUCCUAUGAGGCAAAAAUUGAACACAUUGUCUAUUUGAAGGAGAGACUUCUUUCAAUGGAAGAAUCAUGCGGGAUGAAGGAUCAGCUCUAUGAGAAACUGGAGGGACUGUCAUUCAUCUAUGAUUACACAAACAGACUCAAGCCAACCAAGUUGUUCUAUGAUGAGUCUGUAAAAGUGUUUGAAGUCAUGCUGCCUGCAAAGUCAUUCAUACCAAAUGACUUCUUUAGGAAAGUUGAGCAAGUGUCAAAGCCCAAGAAUGGGACAUCAUUUCUCACCUCAUGGAUAACUUUCCUGAGAAACAUAGGUCUUAAGCAUGUUGUGUCUCAGCAACAGGUUCUUCAGUUUGCAAAAGAGGUCAGCAUCAAAGCCCAAACAGAGAGCUGGACCAAAGAAAAAGUGCAAAUCAUUGUUGAUGUUCUCCUGAACCACAUUUUCAAUGAGAGGACUGAUCUAUUCGUUGGUACUUUCCUGAAAGAACUCUCAAUGAUACAAUUCCUGUGUCCUGAGAGAGCCCCCAAAGAACUCAUCCGGCUUCAUUCACAGUACCAAGAGAUGAGUGGCACACUUCCUUUGAUUCGUUUCAGUGGGGCUCAAGUGAAUCCAAAAUUCAAGCAAACAGAUAUCAUUCACUUGCUUUGGACAUCUUGCCCUAUUCUACCUGAAAAAGCUACACCAUCAAGUAUAAAAGACCAGGAGGGGAGCACACUCACUGGGCAGGAACAACUUGACCAAGUGCUUAACAUGUUAAGUGUCAACUUGGAACCACCGUUGGAGAAAGUCAUAAGCAACUGCAAGAAUAUAUGCAAUAUAUCAAAUCCAGAUGAUGAAAUGGUGAGAACAAGGAACAAAGUUUUGAGAUCCACCUAUGAGUUCCUCAGCGCAGAUAAAAGAGACUUUCGUUACCAGCUUCGCGGGGUGGCUUUUGUCAUGGUUGAAGAGGGCUGGAAACUGCUGAAACCUGAAGAAGUUGUCAUUAAUUUGGAUCAUGAAUCAGACUUCAAGCCCUACUUAUACAAAUUACCACUAGAACUUGGUACCUUUCAUCAGCUGUUUAAGCUCCUUGGCACUGAGGAUAUUGUAUCAACAAAACAGUAUGUUGAAGUGCUGUACCGCAUUUACAGAAAUUCAGAAGGCAAGCAGCUUGACCCAAAUGAAAUGAGAACUGUCAAAAGGGCCGUUUCAGGACUGUUCAAAAGUCUCCAAAAUGACCCAGUGGAAAUUCGCAAAGAUCUUGAGAGUCUCAGAGAUCUGACAUUUUAUCUGCCAAGCCAUGAUGGUAGAUUAGCCAAAUCUAACAGCUUAGUGUUUGAUGAUGCGCCACACUACAAGAGCAGAAUUCAGGGUAAUGUUGGUGUUCAGAUGCUUGUGGACAUGAGCCAGUGCUAUCUGGGCAAAGACCAUUCUUUCCAUACAAAGUUGAUCAUGCUACUUCCACAGAAGCUAAGGCCAAGACUCUUGAGUAGCAUCCUUGAAGAGCAACUAGAUGAAGUUUCUCCCAAAAUGUGUCAGUUUGGAUCUCUUUGUUCACUCCAGGGUCGCCUUCAACUGUUGUUGUCAUCAGAGCAGUUCAUCACAGGACUGAUCAGAAUAAUGAAACAUGAGAAUGACAAUGCAUUCCUUGUGAAUGAGGAAAAGGCCAUUCGCCUCUGUAAAGCACUUUGUGAGGGAUUGAAAGUAUCUUGUUUUGAGAAACUCCAGACAACCUUAAGAGUCAAAGGAUGUAGUCCUAUCCCACACAGCCGCAGUGAAACACUUGCUUUCCUUAAGAGGUAUGGGACAGCUGUGAUUCAUCUUUAUAUCCAACAUUCAGACAGCAAAGACAUUAAUUUUCUCUUAGCACUGGCUAUGACAUUGAAGUCCGCAACAGACAAUUUGAUAUCCGACACAUCCUAUCUAAUUGCUAUGUUGGGCUGUAACGACAUCUACAGAAUCACAGAGAAGCUGGACAACCUUGGUGUAAAAUAUGAUUCAACAGAGCCCUCAAAACUGGAGCUGCCCCUCCCUGGAACCCCUAUACCAGCUGAGAUACAUCACAUACUACUUAUGGAUCCCAUGAAUGUAUUUUAUCCAGGUGAAUAUGUGGGUUACCUAGUAGACUCUGAAGGAGGAGACAUAUAUGGGUCCUACCAGCCUACCUACACAUAUGCCAUCAUUGUACAGGAAGUGGAAAAAGAAGAGGAGGACAACCCAAGCUUCCUUGGUAAAUGUUUCCAAAUUGACAUUGGUUACAGUGAAUACAAAAUAGUCAGUUCCCUUGACUUGUACAAAUUCUCUAGACAAGAUGAAAGUACUCAUGUGCGAGACAGCAGUGCCCCAUCAACUCCAACAACCCCAGGUGGUCCUUCUGCUGGUCCACAAAUGGUGCCUCCUCUUUUCGCUGGGAAGGAAAAUCACAGAGCACCACCCCAAAAACAGUCACCCAAAAAGAUCAAGCUUCACACAUUGCCUGAGAUUCUGAAAGAAGUGACCUUAGUAGUUGAGCAAGCCUGGAAGCUGCCUGAGACAGAGAGAAAGAAGAUAAUUCGCCGAUUGUAUCUCAAGUGGCAUCCAGACAAAAAUGCAGAGAAUUUGGAAGUUGCCACAGAGGUCUUUAAACACUUACAGAAUGAGAUCAACAGGAUGGAGAAACAAUCUUUGACUGAUCAGCAAAAUACAGACAGAACUUCCAGGAGAUCCUUUUCUACUUCUUCAAGCCGCUUCCAGUCAGAGAAGUUCUCAUUCCAGAGGUUCUAUACAUCAUGGAACCAAGAGGCAACAAGUCAUAAGUCAGAGAGGCAACAGUUCAGGGAACAUUACACAAGCUAUGCAGGUUCCUCUCAUUCUAACCGUUUCUUUGUACCCCCAACUUUCAAGUCUGUUGGAAACCCUGUGGAAGCCCGCAGGUGGCUGAGGCAAGCAAGAGCAAACUUCUCUGCUGCUCGGAAUGAUCUUCAUAAGAAUGCCAACGAGUGGGUAUGCUUCAAAUGCUACCUGGCCACCAAAUUGGCAUUGAUAGCUGCUGACUAUGCAGUGAGAGGAAAAUCAGACAAAGAUGUGAAACCAACCGCUCUGGCACAAAAAGUGGAGGAGUACAACUCCCAGUUAACAGGACUUGCCAAUGACGUUCAAAUCCUGGAAGGAUAUGGCGUGGACAGCCUAAGAACUCGCUAUCCUGAUCUUCUGCCUUUUCCACAGAUCCCCAAUGACAGAUACACUUCUGAGGUGGCAAUGAGAGUGAUGGAAUGUACUGCUAGGAUUAUCAUAAAACUUGAAACCUUUGUGCAGCAAAAAAUAUGAUGCUGUUUAACAUUAGAAAACUAAAAUCAAAAUAUGCAUAGAUCCUCUGUGAACGCGAGGACAGUGGCUGCGUGCAAUAGAUCAUGUACAUUGUUAUUUUGAGGCAAAUUGAAGUAUCCAGCUGGCAGCUUUUGGUACAUACUCAGUUUCUACCUGUGAUGGUGGAACUGCGGCCCAUGCACAAUGAAUAAUGCAUGGCUCCCAUAUCCUAUUAGGCUGUCUCAGAAUAGUUGUUGCUGUUGUAAUCUGUGUACAAACACACAAUCUAUAUGCAGAUGCUGUAUAUAAAAAUGCCUCAGCAAUACAUUUUGUUUACCAAAGCCCCCAUUUUGAAUAUUUUUGCUCUAAUUUAGAUUAGGGGAAAAAAUGAAAAUAUGCUGCUUUUUUACUUUAACUUUUAUAAAAUAUAUUUUUUCCUGCCACAGAUAACCAGUUGACUGUACUUUCAGUGUGUAAUCCUAAUGGAAAAUUAUAUUUAAUCUAUAAAUGUCAAAUACUGCAGUUACUGUCAUGCAAUAUGUCCUAUUUAAAAGGUCUCAAAUCAAGGCAAAGAAAAUACAAUCAUGUUUGUAUGUUUUACUUUUUUUUGUAUUUCAAUGGUUAAUUUCAUAUAAUUUCUGUACAAGCUGUAAAUUUUAUGUAGCAUAGCCAGUCACUUGUUAAUGGCACUUUCCUGAAACUCCUCACAUACUCACACUUGCAUUUGUAGAAUGCUUGUGUCACCCCACCAACUCGGGAGAAUCCAACUGUGAAUGGAAAAUUCUUAAUGUUACUUUAAACAUGAAUGUCUUUAUUCAGGAUAUGUUAUGUUGUGUCAUCUCAGUUACUGUUUGUUGAAUGUUUGUUCUCAUUUUUCUGUAUAUGACAUUUUGUCACUAUUUUGCAUUGUAGUCAUUCACUGUCCAUAUAGUGAUUAUUACCACACAUUUACACUGUACACUCUAAGGUCCUCCAAUGGUAUGACAGCAGCCUCCUGCUUGGAAAAAUAAACUUUAAGACAGAGCAAAAUAAUGUAGUCCGCAGCUCAACUCUAGUUCAACCUGAUCAGCCAAGAGUCAUUUCUUUUUACAGAGAUGGCCUGUUUGGAAAUACUACACUAGGCCAGUUUGAUAAAAUGAAGCCAUGGUGAUGAUAUGAUUUGGGCACAACUUUUAACAUGUUUACUUUUGGGAAUGCUAAGUCAUGUUCAUGUAUUUUUAGCCGUUUGGCCUUUUCUAGUUUAAGGAACAUACAGUGGCAUCAAAUUGUGGUGCUUUUUUCCGCUUUCCAAAGUUCAUUUUACCAUUUACCGAUUUUCAGGACUACAAAAUACACUGGUGACAUAUUGUAAAUGUAAUUUUGAAAUGUAAUUUCAAAUGUGCUUCUUACUUUCUUAUAUGUUGUCUUAUUAUACCUCAAAAUGGAGGUGAUUCAGCCAAGGGAAUCUCCUUGAAAACAAGUUUUACUAACAUUAGCAAAGGAAAACUUUGUGUAUCAUAUAUUUGUUGAUGUACACUGUGCCAUAGGUAAUAAAUCCUCCUUGAAGAAA